AUGGCUCUUUAUAGAGAUGCACAGUUUUUGCUGUCGGGCAAUAUUGCUUUAAAAAUUGCAAAUGACAUUGAAAAAAGGAAACGUAGACAACAUAAAAUACUUUAUAGAUCCAGGAAUCUGCGCGGUGAAUUUUUCAACCUUUAUUUUGAUGUACGAAAUAACGAAGAAUACUUUUACGAUUAUUUGUCUAUGUCAAAAGAAACAUUUGACUACAUCUGCAAUGGAAUACGUAGCGAUUGUAAUCAUAGAGUGACCAACUUUAAAAAACCCAUUAGUGUGGAAGAAAGAUUGGUAUUAACAAUCAGGUACUUAACAACAGGAACCCCUUUUCGGAAAUUAGGAGUGCCAUUUCGCAUUUCAAAAACCGCAAUAGCAAGUAUCGUGAUGGAGGUUUGCAGUGCAAUUUGGAAUAAUUUUAACGAAAUACAUAUGAAGUUUCCAAGUAUCGAAGAUUUUAAGGAAAUAGCAAAUUCAUUUUCAAAUAAAAAUAAAUUUCCACAUUGCUGUGGGAAUCUGGACGGAAAACACAUUCGUGUCGUAAAGCCACAACUCUCUGGAAGCAUGUAUUUCAACUACAAAAAUUAUUACUCAAUUGUUUUAUUAGCGGUCUCCGAUUCAGACAACACAUUUCGCAUCAUUGACGUAGGUGCAUACGGGAAAGAUAGUGAUGGAGGCGUUCUCAGCAAUUCAAAAUUUUUUCAAGAACUUAACAGUGGAAAUAUUCAAUUACCACCCGAGGAACGAUUACCGAAUAGUGAUAUUGUGGCACCAUAUGUAUUUUUAGGGGACGAGGCUUUUCCUUUGAAAACGUUCAUAAUGAGACCUUAUCCAAGAACACAAGCAACAGGAAAUGCAGAUAAAUCAAGAUUUAAUUUCAAAUUGUCUACUACAAGGGUCGGUAUAGAAUACACCUUUGGAAUGGUUGCUAGUAAAUUUAGAAUUUUUUUAAAAAGCAUCGAAACAUCUGUGGACAAUUCAAUUAAAAUUGUAAAGGCAGUCUGUCUGUUGCACAAUAUUAUAAUACACAGAGAUAAGAGAGAACCAGAAUUAUCUGUAACAAAUAAUCAAUUAAAUAACAAUUUUGGAAGACUUCCUCGUAAUAGAGUUAAUAAUCGUGCUACAAUAACAGCAAUUAACUCUAGAGAACUCUUCACCACUUAUUUCUUUAAUAGAAAUGAUUCCUAA
This is a messenger RNA of Parnassius mnemosyne (clouded apollo), 1185 nucleotides long. Lineage: Eukaryota; Metazoa; Arthropoda; Insecta; Lepidoptera; Papilionidae. The record is from the annotation of a GenBank genome assembly.